AUAAUUUAUAAAUUUAUUAAAAAUGGUCAACGCUAUUGCUGUUCUUAAGGGUGCCAAUGUUUCUGGUGUAGUCAAGUUCUCUCAAACCUCUGAGGAAGCACCUGUUGUUGUUGAAGCUUCUUUCACUGGUUUGACUCCCGGUAAGCACGGUUUCCACAUCCACGAGUUUGGAGAUAACACCAAUGGUUGUAUUUCCGCUGGUCCUCAUUAUAACCCUCACGGUAAGACCCACGGUGCUCCCGAAGCUGCUGUUCGUCAUGCUGGUGAUUUGGGUAACCUUACUGCCAAUGCCUCUGGUGAAGCUACCUUGAAGGUUGAGGAUUCUCAAUUAAAGUUGAUUGGUCCCUUGUCUAUCAUUGGUCGUACUGUCAUUGUCCAUGCCGAUGAAGAUGAUCUUGGACUCGGUGGUGUUGAGUUGUCUCUCACCACUGGUAAUGCUGGUGACCGUUUGGCCUGUGGUGUCAUUGGUGUUACUAAAUAAAUAAUACCCUUUUCUCACAAAACACACACGAAAAUAUUUUGUUUUUCUGAAAUAAAUGCACAU
Messenger RNA from Mucor mucedo, 544 nucleotides. Its product is annotated as copper/zinc superoxide dismutase. The record is from RefSeq and is a predicted model, not a curated record. Bases 23 to 481 code for a protein of 152 amino acids. The transcript has 3 exons. NCBI's taxonomy places the organism in Eukaryota, Fungi, Mucoromycota, Mucoromycetes, Mucorales, Mucoraceae. Gene Ontology annotation, biological process: removal of superoxide radicals. Gene Ontology annotation, molecular function: copper ion binding; superoxide dismutase activity.